AUGGCGGCCACAUCGGUUCCAGCAUCAACUUCAACAGCCACACUGGCAAGCUGGACUCCACCAUAUAACGGUACAUGUGUGACGGACAGCGACUGUGCUGUACCUCCUGGAUGGACUUGUUCUGGGGGUGUCUGCACAUGUUCCAUCGGAUACGACCUGGACGAGACCAGCGUUACGUGCAGGAAGCUGACAGAAUGCUCGUCGUUUGGAUCUGAUUUCACCCUCUUCGUGAACCUGGCAAUCAGAGGACACAACAUCAGGACCAUCCAUUCUAAGACUUCUGCGGAAUGUGCAGAGCUGUGUGUCGAUGCUAAAGACAUCGUCUGCAGAUCCUUCGAAGAUUACUAUAAUAGCUGCUUCUUGCAGACUCUGACGUGGUUUGACGUCGGCGGCGACGAUCAUCGGUCUCUAGAAGAUGUUGGUCAUUACCAGCGUCGAUGUAACUGGUGAUACGCAUGGCGACGACAGUAUUACAUAUUUCCCCAAUGUUUCGGAAACUCAAAGCGAACCCGUCCAUGCAUAAACCUCUAACGUGCUCUCUACAAAUCAAUAUCAUCGACUGCACGCACUAGAUUAUAAAAAAAACUUUGAUGAACUGUGAAUGAACCCUCACAGCCAUACAUUACCACAAAAGAAUA
This is a messenger RNA of Haliotis rubra (blacklip abalone), 638 nucleotides long. RefSeq lists its product as uncharacterized. The coding region runs from base 1 to 450 and encodes 149 amino acids. The record is from RefSeq and is a predicted model, not a curated record. NCBI's taxonomy places the organism in Eukaryota, Metazoa, Mollusca, Gastropoda, Lepetellida, Haliotidae. The transcript is spliced from 3 exons.